AUGAUUGCCAGCAACAAUGACAGUGCAGUGACUGGUUUGAAAGAUUUACUAAAGUCAGAGUUUAAGAUUAAAGAUGUUGGUCCUGCUAGAUUUUUUUUUGGUUUAGAAAUUUCAGGAUCAUUAGCAGAUAUCUCAGUGUGUGAGAGGAAAUAUGCUCAAAACUUAUUGGAGGAUGCAUGUUUACUUGGCUGCAAACCAAGUUCUAUUCCAAUGGAUCAUAACUUGCAUCUUACCAAGAUAUGGGCACGGCACUGGAGAAUCCACGGUCUUACCGAGAGCUCAUUGGCAGCAUAUAAGGUUCUCCGGUAUAUUAAAGCUAAUCCAGGACAGGGAUUAAUGUAUUCGGCUGACUCUGAGCUUUGUUUGAAUGCCUUUUGUGAUGCUGAUUGGGCGAAUUGCAAGGAUACUAGAUGCUAUGUUACUGGUUUCUGCGUCUAUUUGGGCACUUCUCUCAUAUCCUGGAAAUCCAAGAACCAAGGCGUGACUAGCAGAAGUAGCACAGAGUCCGAAUAUCGCAGCAUGGCACAAGCAACUUGUGAGAUCAUUUGGCUACAACAAUUAUUGAGGUAUCUUCACAUUCAGGUUACUUGUCCAGCUAAGUUGUUUUAUGAUAACAAAUCGGCUUUACAUAUCGCAAUGAAUCCAAUGUUCCAUGAACGUAUGAAGCACAUAGAGAUUGACUGUCACACUGUUUGCGAUCAAAUCAAAGCUGGGAAGUUAAAGGCAUUGCAUGUUUCUUCGGAGAAUCAACACGAUGAUAUUCUAACCAAACCACUACAUCCUGGUCCUUUCCAUCAUUUGCUUCAGAGAAUGUCAUUGUCAAGUUUAUAUCUUCCUCCGCUUCGAGGAUAA
Molecule: messenger RNA, 852 nt
Organism: Camelina sativa (false flax)
Lineage: Eukaryota; Viridiplantae; Streptophyta; Magnoliopsida; Brassicales; Brassicaceae
Source: RefSeq, a predicted model, not a curated record